Molecule: messenger RNA, 2148 nt
Organism: Menidia menidia (Atlantic silverside)
Lineage: Eukaryota; Metazoa; Chordata; Actinopteri; Atheriniformes; Atherinopsidae
Source: the annotation of a GenBank genome assembly
AUGGACUCACGUCAAAAGGAUUGUCUGAGAAGAAUGAGGAGAAACAGUCAGACUAUACUUCGGGAUCUUCUUCACAGGGGAGUUCACGAUGGAGACAGAGGCUCUCCUUUUCCAGCUCAGCCAAGAGACUCUAAAAUGAUCCACUCCAUUGCGAGUCUCAUUAGAGCAAAGAGCAAACUGCUGCUUCUUGAAAAUCCAGACACGGUGGAAAUUUACAAGGCGCUGAGAGAGGCUAAGAAAUCCAACGUGACUGUGAUGAUGGUCUAUCUGGGACAAGGCCGCCGAGGGCCGGGGUCUGGAGCGGACCAGGACGAACUGAAGGUUCUUCAGCAGGUGAACGGAGGGGAAAAUAUCUGCGUCUUCAAAGGCUAUCCCUUCAGUGCCACCUUUUACGUCAACGGCAUCAUGGCGACCCGGAUCAGCUCCUGCUGCGAGUACCGCUACGCCCCCGGGUUCCAGCAGGGCAGGAAGAGCUGCUUCAGGCUGACCUGGCUAGCGGGGGGGGCGCCCUGCUACAGAUGCACCAGUCUCAGAAACAAAUUCGGCUCCUGCCAGCAGCUGAGCAGCAACACAAAGGACAACUUAAUUCUCCCUCUCCAGCAGAACGCUGGCAAUGGCUCCGCCGAAUCGUGCAGAUCAUCCCCGCUUUUUAUCCCGGCCAAACCCGCGAGGAAAUCAGAGAGGAGGACACGAAAACACGUGGAGGACGGAGGCCGUGGGUCAACAGACAGCGAGGACCCCUCUGCAGCAGCCGGGACCAAAGAAACCUCCCGGAAGAAAAGUCGCAAGGGUCAGAAUAAUCGUAAAGGCAAGACAACCGCAAACAACAGAGAGGACGAGGGCAGAGACAGCAAGGGCUCAGCCAGUUCAACAGUCACAGAAAAGCCUAAAGAUCCGACCAAAAUACGACGAAACCAGCUGAAAACAACCAGCAGUGUCACGGCACGGCAGGGAGAGGAAAGCAAGGCCCCAAAAACUCACGUUUCAGACCGGGGCGAGGAGGCCCUGACUCAGCAGAACAGACACAAACAGGCCGCGGACCCGGGACCGGAUGGGAGAAACGGAGACGGGGAAAGGCGGAGAGACUUGUAUGAGGAAUGCGUGGAGAUGAGCGCCGCGUUGAGCCGGGGCCCCGAAAAACACCGGCUCAGGGCCAGCAUCCUGGAGAGGUGCCGGCUCCAGAAGAGCCUGUCGUCGUGCGGUAAAGCUGGGGGCUCGGAUUUGGAGCUCAGCGCAGAGAGCGAGGGCCCGGCGCUGCCCGACGGAGAGCCGGAGGAGGAGGAGGAGGAGGAGGAAGAGGAGGAAGAGGAGGAAGAGGAGGAAGGAGGCGCAGCGACCUGCCCCGGCCCUGGCGGAGAAGAGCCUGUUAAGGAACGAGACCUGCAGGCACAGCUGGACGCCAUGAUGACGGUGCUGACCACGUCGGACGAGGUGGACCAGCUGGUUCUGAGGAACACCGACCUGACGGAUGACCACCUGCUCAGUCUGAGUCGGGUCCUGAAGAGCAGCCCGUCCGAGGUCACCAUGCUCAACCUCAACCUCAACCUCAUCGGCCCGUACGGCGCCCACAUCCUGCUGGACGUUCUGAGAGCCAAGCCGCAGGUCAAAAGCUUGCACUUGUUUGGGAACAGACUGCGUGACCACGGCGUGCUGACCCUGUUGGCGGGCGUGGCCGAGCUGCAGGCGCCCGCCGGGUGGAGCUCUCCCGGGGUCUUCACCCUCCUGGAGCUGGACGUGGGCGCCAACGGGCUGGGCAGCGACGGGGUGCGGGUGCUGGCGUCCUACCUACGAUCUCACUCCCGCCUCCGGUACCUGGGGCUGGCUCGGACCGCCGCCGCCGACCUGGCGGCGUGGAAGGAGCUCUUCCAGAGCCUGAGGGGGGACGGCUCGCUGGUCCAGAUCGUCCUGGACCAGAACAACCUGGGGGACCCGGGGGUCCGGCUUCUGGCCGACGCCCUGAGGGAAAACCGCGGCCUUCUGCAGGUGGAUCUGGACGGGAACGCCGUCAGCGACGUGGGGGGCAACGACAUCAUGGCGGCGCUUCUUUGCAGGAGGGGGGUCCCGCUGAGACGCCUGAGCCUCCAGGAGAACAACAUCAGCGCCGGGCUGAUGAGCCGGAUACAGGAACAGGUGGAAAACAGACUUUAA